GGUUUGGGACUGUUUGGCUGGAAAUGAAUUGAUAGUAUCGUGUUAGAUCGUGACAGCAGCGCAUCAUAAUGGCCUCAUCUAAAGGGAAGAUCAUUACAGUUGUAGGAAGUGGACUGAUCGGUCGUUCCUGGGCCAUGGUCUUCUUGAGUGGAGGAUACAAGGUUAAGAUCUAUGACAACCAGCCAGGACAAGCAUCCAGAGCCAUUGCAGAAAUCAAGAAGCAGGUUGAGGAACUUCAGGAAGCUCAAAUGCUCAGAGGAAAACUCAGUGCUGCAAAUCAGCUUAGUCUGCUCAGCAGCCACGAAGACCUUUCAGAGGCACUAGAGGGCGCAUUUUUUGUUCAGGAGUGUGUGUUUGAGGAGCUGGAGGCCAAGAAGAGCGUGUUCCAGGCCGUGGAAAAUCAUGUGGGUGAGGGCGUCGUCCUGAGCAGCUCCACCUCCUGUCUAAUGCCGAGCAACGUCUUCUCUCUGGUCCAGAACCGCACACGCUGCAUUAUAUCCCACCCGGUAAACCCUCCCUACUAUGUGCGCUUGGUGGAGUUGGUUCCUCACCCAGAGACUCUUCCUGUGGUUAUGGACAUGGCCUAUGAGCUGAUGACAGAGGUGGGACAGGCACCUGUGCGUAUUCUGAAGGAAAUUGAUGGCUUUGCAUUGAACCGUGUCCAGUACGCCAUCAUAGCGGAGUGCUGGAGAUUGGUCAAGGAUGGAGUGAUCUCAGUGAAGGACAUUGAUCUGGUGAUGUCAGAGGGUCUGGGCAUGCGCUAUGCGUUCAUCGGCCCCAUUGAAACCAUGCACCUCAACGCACCAGAGGGUCUAGAGGACUACCUAAAACGCUACCGAGAGGGCAUGAGGAGAGUGCUGUCUAGUUUUGGGCCUAUUCCUGAGUUUGAUGGAGAAGCGGCAGCUAGAAUCAAUAAAGAAAUCUGUGAGCUCAUCCCAAAUGACCAGGAGCACCUCUCUGCCAGAAGAGAGAGAAGGGAUCAGCUGCUGAUGGGAUUGGCUAAACUGAAGAAAUGAAUGAAUGAAUGAAUGAAUGAAUGUCAUGCCCCAUCUCUCUUUCACACACACACACUCUGAGCUGAAGCAGUGAUUGAAGGAAACAAGAAGCACAGGCUUGCUCAGGAAGGGUUUUUUACACUGGAAUAUCUGCUUUCAAAAGUGGCUGGAGUUCCAGUUAUUAAAUGUUUGAUUAAUUAAUUAAAGCCAUUGAUUUCU
This is a messenger RNA of Astyanax mexicanus (Mexican tetra), 1214 nucleotides long. It is a transcript of the gene cryl1, whose product is annotated as crystallin, lambda 1. Gene Ontology annotation, biological process: fatty acid metabolic process. NCBI's taxonomy places the organism in Eukaryota, Metazoa, Chordata, Actinopteri, Characiformes, Acestrorhamphidae. Gene Ontology annotation, molecular function: L-gulonate 3-dehydrogenase activity; NAD+ binding. The record is from RefSeq and is marked provisional.